This is a messenger RNA of Lolium rigidum, 999 nucleotides long. RefSeq lists its product as uncharacterized. Gene Ontology annotation, biological process: response to red or far red light. The record is from RefSeq and is a predicted model, not a curated record. The transcript has 3 exons. Lineage: Eukaryota; Viridiplantae; Streptophyta; Magnoliopsida; Poales; Poaceae. The coding region runs from base 58 to 828 and encodes 256 amino acids.
AGAACACUGAAGAAGCUACAGCUGCCUCUCUCCCUCUCCCUCCCUUCGCUGUCUCAAAUGGAUCGCGGCGGAGCAGGUUACGGGAUGCCCGGGAAGGAGGAGCAGCAGGCGGCGGGUUCCACCAACCAGAAAACCGAAAGCUUCGAAGGCUGUUCCAGUUCCAGUAGCGUGAAGAAAAUUUACCCUAUUGACAGUCCAAUUAAGAAACGGAAGCCACAGUAUGAUCUCAAUGAUACAAGGCUGUCAUCGCUGAAAUACAAGUUCCAGGACCGUUUAGCUUCACAGGAGAAUGAGACUGCAAGAACAGAAAGCUUAGGAGGCGAUGGCAUUUUCAUCGACAAGAAUUGUGACACCCACAUGGUCAAUGGUGUCAAGGAAUUGGACUCUUGUGAGAAUACACAAAGCCUUCUAGGUGGGUGCAUCGAAGUCGACUCCAUAAAUGGAAUCGAAAGCCAAUCUAUGAGAAAACGGGCGUCUGUAUCCAGCAGCUCAAGCAACAACAUCUCAUCUGACGCCUACAGUUCUUUCAAUAGCUGUGGCACCAAAAAGACUGACAGCUGGGUGAGGCCACGCCUGGAGCAUGAUCACCCGGGUUUGAUGCUGCAACCAUACGAUGAUGACAUUGAGAGGAUUUAUGAUGUGAUGAAUGAGCUAGCAAAUGGCGGUGUUGAUGGUUCUGUAGAUCAUAUCAUGGAUGAGAAGCUUUACUCGAACGGCGUCGACGAUUUCAUGAUUUUGCCAGCAGGCAAAACUGGAUGCCAUGGUGAGAAGAAGAAGCUAACCAUCGAUCAAGAAUUCGAGCAGUACUUUUCAAAGCUCAUGCUUUAGUACUUUUCAAACAAGCUCUGCAUCCUAACCUUUCUUGAACUAGCAAAUGCAAGUCGAACUACUAUCCGGGAAUUAGUUCUGUAUUUUUAACUUAAAAUCCUGCCUCUGCAAUGUAUAUAUGUUAACAUUUUCAGACCCUACCUUGAGUGGCCAUCAAGUAUUGGCAUCCGA